Blastomyces gilchristii SLH14081 is the source of this 225-nucleotide messenger RNA. RefSeq lists its product as uncharacterized. The record is from RefSeq and is a predicted model, not a curated record. Bases 1 to 225 code for a protein of 74 amino acids. The transcript has a single exon. Lineage: Eukaryota; Fungi; Ascomycota; Eurotiomycetes; Onygenales; Ajellomycetaceae.
AUGAAGAUUAGUAUGCUCAAGAAGAUAUUGACUUUCAAACUCUUACAGACUCUGGUAAGUGUAGAUGAAGACCAGACUUAUAAAGACUUCUACACACAGCUCCGGACAUUGAAUGAUCAUCUUAUCAAGCUCAAGAGUAUACAGAACAGUGAUAGAAGAUGUUACACUUCAGUGACUUAUACACCUGUGCUGAAGAACAGCAAUGAUGCAGAUGUCAUGAACUGA